Molecule: messenger RNA, 306 nt
Organism: Mycotypha africana
Lineage: Eukaryota; Fungi; Mucoromycota; Mucoromycetes; Mucorales; Mycotyphaceae
Exons: 2
Coding region: 1-306 (101 amino acids)
Source: RefSeq, a predicted model, not a curated record
AUGCCUAGCGUUGGAUACACCAAGGCUAAUUAUAGAAAGCUAAGAGCAUGUCUAUUGUAUCAUGUAGCACUGGGCUUCUCCAUAUUAGCAAAUGAAAUGCAGUAUGGGUGGCUUGUAAAGAUCACUAAGCUGAGGUCGGCCCUCAAUGGCUUUCCGAGCCAUUCAGGACAGGCUUUUGCACAGAAUAGAAAGCUUGAUAACAUUCGAAAGGCAAGUCAACACUUUUACUUUAGACUCCUGGCGCAUCUGUCGAUUACCAGAACAAAGCAACCUUCAAAUAACCACUCGUCUUCAGAGAAGCUAUGA